This is a messenger RNA of Kickxella alabastrina, 1435 nucleotides long. Its product is annotated as pre-mRNA-splicing factor Slu7-like protein. Lineage: Eukaryota; Fungi; Kickxellomycota; Kickxellomycetes; Kickxellales; Kickxellaceae. The coding region runs from base 37 to 1374 and encodes 445 amino acids. Gene Ontology annotation, cellular component: spliceosomal complex. The record is from RefSeq and is a predicted model, not a curated record. Gene Ontology annotation, biological process: mRNA splicing, via spliceosome. Gene Ontology annotation, molecular function: pre-mRNA 3'-splice site binding. The transcript is spliced from 2 exons.
ACCUAAACAUCUAUUUUUUAUUUAUACAAAAUAAUUAUGUCAUCAUCAAACACAUUCGGAAAGGGCAAAUUGAGUCGCGAAGACUACAAGAAACAAAAAGACCUAGAUGCAGCGCGCAAAGCCGGCACAGCACCGGCCGAGCUCGACGAAGAAGGCAAUGCGAUCAACCCGCAUAUUCCAGAAUUCAUGUCUAAAGCGCCCUGGUACAUGGACACCGGCAAACUCGGACUCCAACAUCAACGCAAAAAUGCCCUCCUAUCCAAUGAUCCUGGUGAGUCAAAAGAAUGGUAUGCGCGCGGAACUCGCUUAGGCAAGGCACCAAAGGAGUUUAAAAAAGGAGCUUGUGAGAAUUGUGGAGCAAUGUCGCAUAAAACUAGGGAUUGUGUGGAGAGGCCAAGGAAGCGCGGGGCAAGGUGGACUAAUGAGGGAUUGAUGGCAAAUGAGGUUGUGAGGGAUGUGAAUUUGGACUAUGAUGCGAAGAGGGAUAGGUGGAACGGAUAUGAUGCAGAGGAUCACCGGAGACUGAUGCAGGAUUGGGAGCUGGUAGAGGAAGCGCGGAAAAAACGCAAAGCCUCGGAACUCGACGCCAUCAAGCAAAACAAAACACAGCAAGAUGCCACCGCCGCUGCCAAAUCCCAUGUGGAGGAUCAGUUUGCGUCCUCGGAUGAGGACGAUAAUAAGGAGGACGAGGAUAGGGAGGAGAAGAAUGGUGGCAAUACCGGCGUUAAGUCUCGAUCAACAGUGCGGAACUUGCGUAUCCGCGAGGACACAGCCAAGUAUCUGCGCAACCUCGACCCGGAUUCCGCCUACUAUGACCCGAAAACCCGCUCGAUGCGCGAAAACCCCUAUGCCGGUAAAGACACCGCGCAGCUGGCGUACUCCGGAGACAACUUUAUCCGGUACUCUGGCGACGCACCCGAGGUUGCCCGCAGAGAGGUGUUUGCGUGGGAGGCUGGAGAAAGAGGCAACCGCGGGGCGCAUUUCCAAGCUAACCCUACUCAGACUGCCUUGAUGUAUGAGGAGUUUAAGGGGAAGCGCGAUUCGAUGAAGGGUGAGAAGAAAUCGAGGAUUUUGGCGCAGUAUGGUGGUGAGGAGCAUUUGAAGCAGCCGCCAAGGGAGCUGCUGGUGCAGCAGGAGAGAUAUGUGGAGUACUCGCGGGCCGGAAAGGUCAUCGAGGCUGGUGCCGGGGCCGGUGCUGGUGCUGUGGCUGGGAAAGGACCGGCGGCAGAAAACCUGGCAAGGACACGGUUCAAGGAGGAUGUGUUCCCAAUGAACCACAGCUCGGUGUAUGGGUCCUGGUGGGGCGACGGGCAGUGGGGCUACGCGUGCUGCCACCAGCUGCCACGCAACUCGUACUGCACAGCAAAGAGAUAAAGCUUUUGUUACAUCAACAUAAACCCCUUUUAUUUGGCCAUUCACAGCAAAGAAAUAAAUA